Molecule: messenger RNA, 9886 nt
Organism: Astyanax mexicanus (Mexican tetra)
Lineage: Eukaryota; Metazoa; Chordata; Actinopteri; Characiformes; Acestrorhamphidae
Gene: acaca
Product: acetyl-CoA carboxylase alpha
Exons: 55
Coding region: 480-7670 (2396 amino acids)
Biological process (GO): fatty acid biosynthetic process
Molecular function (GO): ATP binding; acetyl-CoA carboxylase activity; metal ion binding
Source: RefSeq, a predicted model, not a curated record
CUAAGCUGUAUUUAAAGCGUUUAAGCUCUUAAUGUUAGCUUAUAGUUUUCGCCAUAGUUAGCUUAACUAGCCUAGCUAGUCUAACAGUGGAGGUAAUAACGUGUAACACUCACUGCAGCUGGUUUUCCUGGUGUGUGUGUGAGUGUGGACUAGUUUGUCAGGUUGAGCAGGCUGGUUUUAAGGCGUGCCCAGUGCAGUUUCUGUGUACAGCCAGUUAACUAGGAACACUACUGUUAUCGAUAAGUGAGAUAGCUAAAAGCAGACAGUACUGAUGGAAAUACAGCACUAUAGAUUCACUAGCUAACCUGGGUUUACCUGAACUGAGAGGAUAACUUACUGAAGUGUCAGCUGGUCAGUGAUGGUGUAGACUGGAGUUCUGUGCUGCUGGGACUGUGAGGAGAGGAGGAGAAGGAGGAGGUGGGUAGAUCAGCCUGGAGCAGCAACACUGAGUGUUUGGUGCCUGCCAGUGUCGUCCAGCCAUGGCAGAGCAGGAACCGCCAGUGGAGAAGCCUCCGGUUGGCCUGGCCUCUCACUUCAUCAUUGGCUCUGUGUCGGAGGACAACUCUGAGGAUGAGAUUCUGAGCAAGGUGGAGAUUCCCGUGGAGGAGAAAGAGCGCUCCCUCUCUCCAUCCUCCGUCAGCUCAGACAGCACAUACGAGAUGGGCUUCGAAAGCCUGGACGGGCCAUUGCACAACAUGAGGCCCAGUAUGUCAGGGCUGCACUUGGUGAAGCAGGGCCGAGAUCGGAGGCGCAUAGACCUGCAGAGGGACUUCACAGUGGCCUCCCCUGCUGAGUUUGUCACCCGCUUUGGAGGAAAUAAAGUCAUUGAAAAGGUGCUCAUUGCCAACAAUGGCAUUGCUGCAGUCAAGUGUAUGCGCUCUAUCCGACGCUGGGCUUAUGAGAUGUUCCGGAAUGAGCGGGCCAUCCGCUUUGUCGUUAUGGUCACCCCUGAGGAUCUGAAGGCCAAUGCAGAGUACAUCAAAAUGGCUGAUCACUAUGUACCAGUUCCUGGAGGAACCAACAAUAACAACUAUGCGAAUGUGGAGCUUAUUUUGGACAUUGCCAAGCGCAUACCAGUUCAGGCUGUGUGGGCUGGCUGGGGUCAUGCAUCGGAGAACCCUAAACUUCCUGAGCUGCUGCACAAAAACGGCAUUGCCUUCAUGGGUCCUCCCAGCCAGGCGAUGUGGGCUCUAGGAGACAAGAUUGCCUCUUCUAUUGUGGCACAAACUGCUGGCAUCCCCACUCUACCAUGGAGCGGAUCAGGGCUAACCGUUGAGUGGUCAGAAAAUGACCAGAAGAAGCAUAUCAUCAACGUUCCAGAAGAUCUCUACGAGCAGGGCUGUAUCAAUGACGUGGAGGAUGGUCUAAAGGCUGCAGAAAAGGUGGGCUAUCCUGUGAUGGUGAAAGCCUCAGAGGGUGGAGGAGGAAAGGGCAUUCGCAAGGUCAACAGUGCAGAUGAUUUCCCCAUCCUCUUCAGACAGGUGCAAACGGAGGUUCCUGGCUCCCCGAUAUUCGUCAUGCGCCUGGCUAAGCACGCACGCCACCUGGAGGUGCAGAUCCUGGCAGAUCAGUACGGAAACGCCAUCUCCUUGUUCGGCAGAGACUGCUCCGUUCAGCGACGACACCAGAAAAUCAUAGAAGAGGCCCCUGCCACCAUCGCCACCUCUGAUGUGUUUGAGAAUAUGGAGGGGUGUGCAGUGAAGCUGGCUAAGAUGGUGGGCUAUGUGAGCGCAGGCACAGUGGAGUAUCUGUACAGUCAGGACGGCAGUUUCUACUUCCUAGAACUGAACCCACGUCUGCAGGUGGAACACCCCUGCACAGAGAUGGUGGCUGACGUCAACCUUCCUGCUGCCCAGCUGCAGAUUGCCAUGGGCAUCCCUCUGCACCGCAUCAAGGACAUCCGCAUGCUGUACGGCAUGCAGCCGUGGGGAGACUCAGCCAUUGACUUUGAGGGGCUCUCUACCACCCCCUCCCCCCGAGGACAUGUCAUUGCAGCCCGUAUCACCAGUGAAAACCCAGAUGAGGGGUUCAAGCCCAGUUCAGGGACUGUACAGGAGCUGAACUUCCGCAGCAACAAAAACGUGUGGGGCUACUUCAGCGUGGCAGCUGCAGGUGGGCUGCACGAGUUUGCAGAUUCUCAGUUUGGACACUGCUUCUCAUGGGGCGAGAACCGUGAAGAGGCUAUCUCAAACAUGGUGGUAGCUCUGAAAGAGCUGUCUAUCAGAGGGGACUUCAGGACCACAGUGGAGUAUCUGAUCAAACUGCUGGAGACGGAGAGCUUCCAGCACAACAGCAUUGACACCGGCUGGCUGGACAGACUCAUCUCUGAGAAGAUGCAGGCGGAAAGGCCAGACACUAUUUUGGGGAUAGUGAGUGGAGCGCUGCAUGUAGCAGACGUGAACUUCAGAAACAGCGUGUCUAACUUCCUGCAUUCUCUAGAGAGGGGUCAGGUGUUGCCUGCCAACACUCUGUUGAACACAGUGGAUGCGGAGUUGAUCUAUGAGGGCACCAAGUAUGUUCUGAAAGUGACCCGUCAGUCUCCCACCUCCUACGUGGUCAUCAUGAACCAGUCUUCAGUAGAGGUGGACGUCCACAGGCUGAGUGAUGGGGGUCUGCUCCUGUCCUAUGAUGGCAGCAGCUACACCACAUAUAUGAAGGAGGAGGUGGACAGGUACCGUAUCACCAUCGGUAAUAAGACGUGUGUGUUUGAGAAGGAGAACGACCCGUCCCUGCUGCGCUCGCCAUCUGCUGGAAAACUCAUUCAGUACACUGUUGAAGAUGGAGGCCAUUUGUUUGCAGGACAGUGUUACGCUGAAAUUGAGGUGAUGAAGAUGGUGAUGACACUGACUGCAAUGGAGUCUGGCUGUAUCCACUAUGUAAAGAGAGCAGGAGCGGUUCUGGAACCAGGCUGUGUCAUCGCUAAACUACAGUUAGAUGACCCCAGCAGAGUCCAGCAGGCGGAGUUACACACAGGAGCUUUGCCCAAUGUCCAAGCCGUGGCUCUCAGAGGAGAGAAGCUGCACAGAGUCUUCCACAAUACCCUGGACCACCUGGUGCACAUCAUGAACGGCUUCUGUUUGCCAGAGCCCUUCUUCAGUGCUAAACUGAAGGAGUGGGUUGAGCGUCUGAUGAAGACCCUGCGGGACCCCUCUCUCCCCCUGCUGGAGCUGCAGGACAUCAUGACCAGCGUGUCUGGCCGAAUCCCUCCUGCAGUUGAGAAGGCCAUUAAGAAAGAGAUGGCUCAGUACGCCAGCAAUAUCACCUCUGUGCUCUGCCAAUUCCCCAGCCAACAGAUUGCCAACAUUCUGGACAGUCACGCUGCUACACUGAACAGGAAGUCAGAACGUGAGGUCUUUUUCAUGAACACCCAGAGCAUUGUACAGCUCGUCCAAAAGUAUCGCAGUGGUAUCCGUGGUCAUAUGAGGGCAGUGGUGAUGGACCUCCUGAGGCAGUACUUAAAGGUGGAGGUGCAGUUUCAACAUGGACACUAUGACAAGUGUGUUUUUGCACUGCGUGAAGAGAACAAAGGAGACAUGGCCAAUGUGCUCAACUAUAUCUUCUCUCACGCUAAGGUCACUAAGAAGAACUCUCUGGUCACCAUGCUGAUUGAUCAGCUGUGUGGGAGGGACCCUACACUGACAGAUGAGCUCAUGGCCAUCCUUACUGAACUCACACAGCUCAGCAAGACUACCAAUGCCAAAGUGGCGCUGCGUGCCCGCCAGGUGCUGAUUGCGUCUCAUCUGCCCUCAUAUGAGCUGCGGCACAAUCAGGUGGAGUCCAUCUUCCUCUCAGCCAUCGACAUGUACGGACACCAGUUCUGCAUCGAGAACCUACAGAAACUGAUUCUCUCUGAGACAUCCAUCUUUGACGUGCUGCCCAAUUUCUUCUACCACAGUAACCAAGUGGUGAGAAUGGCUGCUCUGGAGGUGUACGUUCGGAGAGCCUACAUUGCGUACGAGCUCAACAGCGUCCAGCACCGCCAGCUGAAGGACAACACCUGCAUCGUGGAGUUCCAGUUCAUGCUGCCCACCUCACAUCCCAACAGAGGGAACAUCCCCACGUUAAACAGGAAAAAAUCCCUGCCACUACAGGACAACAAAACAGCAGCUAACAAAGCUAACAGCUGUGUGAGUGAUGCUAGCAGAGUUAGCAUUUGCACAGCUACAGCUAGUGACCUAGCCAUGAGUGAAGACAGAAUGUCCUUUUCGUCCAACCUGAACCACUACGGCAUGGUUCACGUGGCCAGUGUGAGCGAUGUUCUGCUGGACACUUCUUUCACCCCACCCUGCCAGCGCAUGGGAGCCAUGGUGUCUUUCCGCUCCUUCCAAGAGUUCACCAGGAACAUUAAAGACGUUCUCAGCUGUUUCUCAGACUCUCCCCCUACAAGCCCCUCCUUCCCUGAAGGGGGAAACCCUGUGCUGUAUGGUGAAGAAGAUAACAAGAGCAUUCAAGACGAGCCUAUCCACAUUCUUAAUGUGGCGAUUAAGACAGACAGCGACAUUGAUGAUGAUGGCCUCGCUGCCAUGUUCCGAGAGUUCACCCAGACUAAAAAAUCGAUGCUCUUCGAGCAUGGCAUCCGAAGACUUACCUUCCUUGUGGCUCAGAAGGAUUUCAGGAAACAGAUCAACUGUGAGGUGGACCAGAGGUUCCAUAGGGAGUUCCCCAAAUUCUUCACCUUCCGUGCGAGAGACAAGUUUGAAGAAGAUCGAAUCUACCGGCACUUGGAGCCUGCCCUGGCCUUCCAGCUAGAGCUGAACCGCAUGCGGAACUUCGCACUGACCGCCAUCCCCUGUGCCAACCACAAGAUGCACUUGUAUCUGGGAGCGGCUCGCGUGGAAGUAGGCACUGAGGUGACAGACUACCGCUUCUUCGUACGUGCGAUCAUUCGCCACUCCGACCUAGUCACCAAGGAAGCCUCAUUUGAGUACCUGCACAAUGAGGCUGAGCGUCUGCUACUGGAAGCUAUGGAUGAGCUGGAGGUGGCCUUUAAUAAUACCACAGUGCGCACUGACUGCAACCACAUCUUCCUCAACUUUGUUCCCACUGUCAUCAUGGACCCCUCUAAGAUUGAAGAGUCUGUCCGUUCCAUGGUCAUGCGAUAUGGAAGCCGGCUCUGGAAGCUGCGUGUUCUCCAAGCUGAGCUAAAGAUAAACAUUCGUCUGACCCCCACGGGCAAGCAGAUCCCCAUCCGCCUCUUCCUAACCAAUGAGAGCGGCUACUACCUGGACAUCAGCCUCUACAAGGAGGUCACCGACUCCCGUACGGGACAGGUGGGGCCCAAAGACCGACAGAUCAUGUUCCAGGCCUAUGGAGAUAAGCAGGGUCCUCUGCAUGGCAUGCUGAUAAACACCCCCUACGUCACCAAGGAUCUGCUGCAGUCCAAACGCUUCCAAGCCCAGAGCCUGGGUACCACCUACGUCUACGACCUCCCUGAAAUGUUCCGACAGGCCCUGAAGAAGGUCUGGCAGUCCAUGGAUACAUAUGCUCACCUACCCAAGUGCCCCCUGCCUUCUGAGCUGCUGACCUUCACAGAGCUGGUGCUGGACCCACAGGGCCAGCUGGUGCAGAUGAACCGCCUGCCUGGGGGAAAUGAGAUCGGCAUGGUGGCAUGGCGGAUGACCUUGCGCACGCCAGAGUACCCAGCAGGCCGGGAUAUCAUUGUGAUCAGUAACGACAUCACUCAUAAGAUCGGCUCAUUUGGGCCUCAGGAGGACGUGCUGUACCAGCAGGCUUCGGAAAUGGCACGUGAAAGCGGAAUCCCACGCAUUUACAUCGCCGCCAACAGCGGGGCGCGCAUCGGACUGGCUGAGGAGAUCAGACACAUGUUCCACGUGGCCUGGCAAGACCCAGCUGACCCCUACAAGGGGUUUAAGUACCUCUACCUCACACCUCAGGACUACAAGAAGGUGUCUGCACUGAACUCUGUGCACUGUGAACACGUGGAAGAUGAGGGAGAAUCUAGGUAUAAGAUUACUGAUAUUAUUGGGAAGGAGGAGGGUUUGGGAGUAGAGAACCUGAGAGGCUCUGGAAUGAUCGCUGGAGAAUCUUCACUGGCCUAUGAAGAGAUCAUCACCAUGAACCUGGUGACGUGCAGGGCUAUAGGUAUAGGAGCUUAUCUGGUGCGUCUCGGCCAGAGGACCAUUCAGGUGGAGAACUCCCACAUCAUCCUAACAGGAGCUGGAGCUCUCAACAAGGUGUUGGGCCGUGAAGUGUACACGUCUAACAACCAGCUGGGAGGGGUGCAGAUCAUGCACAAUAACGGCGUCACACACACUACAGUGUGUGAUGACUUUGAAGGUGUUUACACUCUGCUGCUGUGGCUCUCCUACAUGCCCAAGAACACAUCCAGCCCUGUUCCACUACUGGCUGCUAAGGACCCCAUUGACAGACCAGUGGAGUUUGUGCCCACCAAAGCACCCUACGACCCUCGGUGGAUGCUGGCAGGCCGACCCAACCAGAAUCCUAAAGGAGUGUGGGUGAGCGGCUUCUUUGAUCAGGGCUCCUUCAUGGAGAUCAUGCAGCCGUGGGCUCAGAGUGUAGUAGUAGGCCGAGCCAGGUUGGGCGGGAUCCCAACUGGAGUAGUUGCUGUGGAGACCAGAUCUGUUGAGCUGUCCAUCCCUGCAGAUCCAGCUAAUCUGGACUCUGAGGCCAAGAUCAUCCAGCAGGCUGGCCAAGUAUGGUUCCCAGACUCAGCCUUUAAAACAGCUCAAGCCAUUAAAGACCUGAACCGGGAGGGCCUUCCACUCAUUGUGUUCGCCAACUGGAGAGGCUUCUCUGGAGGCAUGAAAGACAUGUACGACCAAGUGCUAAAGUUUGGGGCGUACAUAGUGGAUGGGCUGAGGGAGUACAGACAGCCCGUGCUGGUCUACAUCCCCCCACAGGCUGAACUAAGAGGAGGCUCAUGGGUAGUAAUCGACCCCACCAUCAAUCCACGGCACAUGGAGAUGUACGCCGACAAGGACAGCCGUGGUGGAGUGUUGGAGCCAGAGGGCACAGUUGAGAUUAAAUUCCGCAAGAAGGAUCUGGUGAAGACCAUGAGACGUGUGGACCCUGUUUAUACUGGCCUGGCUGAGAGACUGGGGACUCCGGAGCUCUGCCCAUCAGAACGUAAGGAGCUGGAGACCAAACUGAAGGAAAGAGAGGAAUUCCUUCUUCCCAUCUACCAUCAGGUGGCAGUGCAGUUUGCCGACCUGCACGACACACCGGGGCGCAUGCAGGAGAAAGGAGUCAUCACUGAUGUCCUGGAGUGGCGAACAUCCCGACAGUUCUUCUACUGGCGGUUAAGGCGCCUCCUUCUGGAGGACACUGUAAAGAAGAAGAUCCAGCGGGCCAACAGUGAGCUGACUGAUGGUCAGGUGCAGGCCAUGCUUCGCCGCUGGUUCGUUGAGGCUGAAGGCGCUGUGAAGGCCUAUUUAUGGGACAGCAAUGAAGAUGUGGUGGAGUGGCUGGAGAGGCAGCUGACAGAGGAGGAAGGUGCCAGGUCCGUCAUUGACGAGAACAUUAAAUACAUCCGCAGGGAUCACAUUCUCAAACAGAUCCGCAGCCUGGUUCAAGCCAACCCAGAGGUAGCCAUGGACUCCAUCGUCCACAUGACCCAGCAUAUCUCCCCCACACAGCGGGCCGAGGUGGUGCGCAUCCUCUCCACCAUGGACGCCCCUGCUUCCUCCUAAACACACACUACACACGCACACACGCGCACACACGCACACACGCGCACACACACACACACACACACACACACACACACACACACACACAGCAUCCGGGCUUCACUAAUGCCACCAUUGAAGACUGGGCAAGAGGAGCCAACAUGAACUAUUGGUACUUGAGCUGUGUUGGCUGUGAUUCUGGACUCUGGAGUUGUGUAAAUUCAUUUUUGUGGCACUUGUCUCAGUGGGAAACCACUGUAUGGAAUAUUGCAUAUGUGAUUUGUUAAAGUCAAGAGACCAAUCUGAAUUCCAUGUGAAAAUCAAUCGUUUCAUAUUCGUGUGAAAAAUGUCGAGAAUAGCUUUCCCUUAUUAUUUAUGUUGUAGCCUUAGCAUGACCCAUGGAAAGCUGCUGCUCUUCUGCACUGGUCAGCACUGGUUAGCACAGCGCUGCUGUUUCUGUUUGCAUGAGUGAGGUCAGGAAAAAAAAAACUGAUUCAGGAUCAGAACAAACAAGCAUGUUCCAUUUACAGGAGCAAGCAAAAAGGAAAGGUUCUUAAAAGAUACUAGGCAUAGAGUAGCAAAGCUUCAAAGCUUCAACACAGCACAUACUACGUAGUUUUUAAGAUUAAUACAAUUAUAACCUGAUCUUAAACACACCUGUGAGUGCACCUUACCCCCAAACCCCUGUUCCCUAGCUAGACACGUGAUGUUCCGUAGAAGCACCUUCAAUGCCUUGUAUUGGUAUUUUAUUAUGGUGAUAACAAAUCCCAAAUGUUAGAAUAUUGACGUUGAAAAACUGUUUAAAUAGGUUUUAAGAAGAAAUGUCUUCUUAAAGAACAACCUAUUGGUCCUAAGCAAAGCAUGACAUGACAGCUUUAAGAACCAUUUAAUUUUGGUUCAUUGUUCGGUUUAAAAGUUCUUUAUAUACAAGAACACCUCUUGUAAAUCGUUCUUUUGAAAAGGUUCCACUUUUGUUCAGUUUGUCAAAAGCUGUGCUCACAUUACCAGACUAAAGUGAAUCAAAUCUGAUGUUUAGUUAGAUUAUUUUGUCAGGAAUGUGUGGACAUCUGUAAACUGUCAAAACAGAUUUAUGCGUUUUUCACCAGUGCACAUGCACAUAAUCAGCCAGCACCAGUCAGUGUUGUGCCAAAUUCUGACUCCCUACCAGAAUCCAACUCCUCUUCUCAUGCAUUUGUGUUGUUUAUGUUUAAGAAUGACUAUUAAUAUUACAUUUUUCUCCACAACAAACAACAGAAUAUCAUUAGGAUGAUGUGAGUCGGAUUGUGGUAGAGAGUCGGAAUUCAGAACAACACAAAACGGCACAGCAAAACUGUGGCAAUGUGCAAAAACUUGCCAAUUUAGGAACAAUUAGACCAAAUUAAACCAUUAAUAUCCAAAAAAAAGAAUCCAAAUCUGACCUAAGCAAAAAAAAUUAUAAUAAUUUAUUAAUGAACUUUGUAAUGUGAACACAGGCAAAAACUCUAUAACUAUUUAUUUAGUGUAGCUUAUAUUAUUCCCUAAUUUAUGAAUAAAAGUCCUUGUUUAAAAAAAUAAUAAUAAUAAAAUACAGAAACAUUAGAUAAGCUUUAGUUAGAUCUGCUAAACAACAAAACAGAACAAGUGUGCUUUGACCUUCGCACUAGAAAUCUAGGACCAAAACUAAAGUCAUUAAAAAAUAACUUUUUUUAGUAGAAAAGACUGCUGUACACUUAAGUGAAUAGAUGAAAUGUCCUGUUUGUAAGAAAGAGGGGUGAAUGAGGGGGGUUGAAUGGGAGUAAUUAGUGAUAUGAGGUGAGUGAUGGAGGUAUAAUGAGUGGUUUGGUCAAGUAUGUGUGUAAAAUGCUGCUGUGCUGCGUUCAGAAUCGCUCUCUAUUACAGAAAUAGUGCACUAUAUGUACUAUUUAGUGGUCAGUAGUGCAGUAUCUGUGUAAUAGGGAGAGUGAUUCUGGACGCAGCUCUGGAGAGUGUUGAGGAUAAAUAACACUGGGAGUAUUUAACUGUGUGAAAGGUCAGAGGAGACUCUUGAAGACGUGUGUCUGGUGUUUUCUGCUGACCUGGAUUGAUGGUGGAAGUGCUGGCUCUGCGCCGAGCGCCGGCUUGUCUGACCUGUUAAACUCUCCUGUAACUGUUACUGAAGAGACCGGUGGCUGGUUGAACAGAGGUGUAUGUUUACUGUUGCGAACUUGAGUUGCCUAUUAUCUCAAUAUAACAGAAUAAAACCUGUCUAUAAAACAUGA